Messenger RNA from Gopherus flavomarginatus (Mexican gopher tortoise), 5286 nucleotides. RefSeq names its product pleckstrin homology domain containing B2 (gene PLEKHB2). The record is from RefSeq and is a predicted model, not a curated record. Lineage: Eukaryota; Metazoa; Chordata; Testudines; Testudinidae. The transcript has 10 exons. Gene Ontology annotation, cellular component: membrane. Gene Ontology annotation, biological process: regulation of cell differentiation. Bases 251 to 922 code for a protein of 223 amino acids.
ACGUCAGAGGGGCGAUGAUGAGCGGAGCAGCGCAGUGAGCGUCAGGAAGGAAGCUGAGGUGCCCUGAGCGGGGUUUGUGCGUCAGUUCUGAGGGAAGCAGCAGUGUGGGUAUGUUUCUGUUGGCGUUCCUGCCUGGAUAACAGAAUAUCUGGAAUCCUACAGCUGUUAGAAUAAACAAUUUAAGAAGACUUUCUGGUCACUGUAUAUACUUCUGGUCACAGACUGCUGAAGAGAUCAAGAGUAAACAGAGAUGGCAUUUGUGAAGAGUGGAUGGCUGCUUCGGCAAAGCACUAUUUUACGUCGUUGGAAGAAGAAUUGGUUUGACCUAUGGUCUGAUGGCCAUUUGCUAUUCUAUGACGAUCAGCAGCGGCAUGACAUAGAGGAUAAAGUCCACAUGCGAGUGCACUGCAUCAACAUCAGAGUGGGAAAUGAAUGCCGAGUAGAUUUCCAGCCCCCAGAGGGGAAGCCAAGAGACUGUUUGCUGCAGAUUGUUUGUCGAGAUGGGAAGACAAUCAACCUCUGUGCAGAGAGUGCAGAUGACUGCUUGGCAUGGAAAAUUGCUCUCCAGGAUGCUAGAACAAAUGCGGGCUAUGUUGGUUCUGAAGCGAUGUACGAUGAGACUGCAAUUUCCUCAGCUCCUCCCCCAUACACAGCGUACGCUACCCCAUCACCUGAGGUUUAUGGCUACGAGCAGUACAAUGGUGCAUAUCCCCCUCCUGGUCAUCAAGUCAUCUAUGCCUCUAAUGGACAAGCCUAUGCUGUUCCUUAUCAGUAUCCAUACCAAGGACCUUAUGGCCAGCCCCCUGCAAAUCAUGUCAUCAUUCGAGAACGUUACCGUGACAAUGAUGGAGACCUUGCACUGGGCAUGCUCGCUGGAGCAGCGACUGGAAUGGCCCUGGGAUCACUGUUCUGGGUCUUCUAGAUUCCCUGGGAUCUCUUGUCUUUGUAGCUCCAAAAAACCUUUAUUCUUCUCGUGCAAUAAUACAUUUUGCAAAGUACUGUUUACUGUAAAGGUUUUUAAUAAGACAAAUGCAGAAAUACCUUAUUUUUAGUAGUGACAUCUUAAUUAUAAUUAACCCACUUUUACCUAUCCCAAGGCAAAGGUUUAAAGGCACCAUUUAAUUGAAAUAUGGUUAAAGAUGCACUUCAGAAUUUCAAGAGAGCUUUUUUUAUGAAGCUUGGCUGUCUGACUGACAGAUUUAUAUUCUGCCCAUUGAUCAGUGAUCAACAUUAGUACCAAUGUACUGUUAUAAGCAAAGGGUUAAGGGCUGUCAUUUUGUCACCAGUCUUAAGAACAGACUGUUAACAUAAAGACUCCAGAACAAAUGGUUAUUUUUAAGCCUUGAAUGGUCUAGCAGCUGGACUAACUAACGUUAGCAUGUUACAGUGCAGUAGCAGCCAAGUGUAUCGAAGUCAGGUAUUCAGGGAAUUUAUGCUAUUGACUUCACAAAACACUCCUGAAGACAGACAGACACACGCAGGAUUCUAUUAAUUGUCACCCUAGGGUGAUCUCCAUUUUUCAGUAGCUGGCACUGAAUUUUCGUAAACUGAUGUGUAAAUGUGGAGGGUUAUUGCAAUACAUAGGCAGUGGAGUUAGCAUACCCACUUCCCAAACCCAUUUUACAAGACAAAAUCCUCACCAAGGAGAUCGGUACGGUGAGGAAAUACUCCUUAAUUCCUUCUCUAUAAGAAAUUUGAAUGAUUUCAGUACUUGUAAAGCGAGAGAAAAAUCUGUUACCAAUACAAACCUUUUCUUAACCUAGUCCACAAGCCUCUAAGCAGUUGGGUCUCAGAUUUUAAUAGCAAGGUAACGAGAUAGGAUGGGGAGAUUCUGGGAUCUGAGCAGAGGUUAUUUCCCAUGCCCAGUCACAAAUACAUUGGUAGGGAAGGGGCUGUUGUGUGCAAGGUCCUGCACCUGUGCUCGGCUUUUGUCACUGCUCUUUGUACCAUGUCCAGAGAAGAUCGCUGAUCAUUCAUCCUUGCAGUGCUGGACCUGGCAGUACCGCUAGGUGUGUGUUAAAAGGGUAAGCUGGAGUUGGUUUGAGGUGGGGACCAUGGAUGAAUAGGAAAAGGAGGAGCAGACAGAAAACAGAUUGAGAGAAAAAGAAAAUGAGAGAGAAACUCUAGUGGACCUUGUAUGCAGGCUAUGCCGUGUUUCAUGGUACGGACCAGUGUGUCACAGAUGAGAUGUAGAUCCGCUUUUCCUGUUGGUUACUUUACCAUCCCAUCAGUUGCCCAUAGCAAGGUCUUGCCUGGUGGUGAGUAUAUGGAUGCUGUGAUGUCUGGGGAGGUUGUGUGUAUAUAAAACCCAAUCUCUGACAGGGACCAUUAGCUCCCCAUUAAAGGAAUUCUCUUCCUGUCACGCUUCCUAUUUAAGAAACACCCCAAGGAACUGUUCCCUUCUUUGACUGGUUCACGACUGCUGAGUGGUUUCUCAUUCCUGACCAGUUGCAGAGUCCUGCUUUAUAAUAGAAACUGAGCUGUACUGGGCAUGGUGGAGGAACCAAUGAGCAGACAUGUACAUGCUUUCUUUUUGGGAAAAAGGCGUAGGGUGCCUAAGCUUUGAUCUUUGUAGAAAGUUGUCUUAUUUUUAUACUUCUGCUAUUUUUGAGCUUCCUAUAACGAUGCUGUCUUAAUAUUUUGAGCCUUUUGCCUCUUUAAGCUUUCAGUUGGAAGUCGAUUAAAAUCCUCAAGGUGUGGAAGCCAGAGUAUGUGAGGGAAGAUGAAAGUAGAUGGGAUCUAGCAGCCAUAUUAGUUUUUGAUGAGAAGGAAUAAAGUUGUCUUAACCCAGACAGACUACGCAGCUUUAGGUUAUGCUGUACAACCAAUAUGGGACUCUUCAAGACGGGAAAGUUUGGUUAACAGCCAGUGAGAGAGCAAAAUUUUUGUGACUGUUAGGGUCAGCUGUCAUAAAUGGACACAUUUUAAAAUCCACUGAAAAUAAAUGUUCUAAUGAGAGUGAUGAUACCUUGGACAUAUUGCUAAUUAUGGACCUGAACCAAAGCCUACUGGAGUAGUGUCCUUCGGUGAACUUCAGGGGGCUUUGGAACAGACUGUAUUUUACUAAUUCUGCCCUUAUGUGCAUGUAAUGGCUCCUAGUGAACUCAGCAGGCACUGCACAUGUUCAUCCAAGAAAGCGUGUUAUAAGAACAUGUGUUGUGCAGAAACAGCACCUGGCAUUUCAAAAGAGGAAUAAGCCUAUUAAAAAGAAUACAUUUCCCAGAAGGGAAACUGGCCCAUGCACUAAUCCAAAAUAUUUGAAAUGAAUCACUGAAUCCUCUCUAAGAGCCCAGUCCUGCCGUGUGUUCAGUAUCUUGAUGUUCAUGACAGAUGAGGGUGCUAUGCUCUUCCCAAGUAAAUGAAUAUUUGUUAAUAUUCCAAGACUUGAUGUUACAUGGAACUGGUUGUAUCACAGUAGUACAGAACCCUAUUUGGAGCUCUCCAAUCUGACUAGCUGUAUGGAACACCCAUAGAUCACAUAUUCCUGUGCUAUUUUGUGUGUAACAUGAAGAAAAUAAAAAUAGCUACAUAUAACUCCAACUUUUAUGUGUGUGGUUUGUUAGAUUGUAAUGGUGGUGAAAGCAAAGCACACAAUAGAUCAGUCUAGUAACUUAGCAUUCAUAUUUUUGCAGGGACUGUUGACCGCAGCAUGGGAGUUCUGUGUCUUGUGCUGAAAGCAUAAAAUUGUAUCUAAGUCCCUGAUUGUAGCAAUAAAAACCAUAAGGAAAAGGAACUUUUGCUGUUAGAAUUUUCAUGUGUACAGUUUAGUUAAAGUUUUUAAACUGUUUUUUUAAGACACUGAUUUCUUUCAUUAUGAGCUUUCAAAUAAAAAAGAAAGAUGAUCAAACUAAAAAAACCAGACAUUGCAGAGUAAUACCUUUAAAAGGAAAAUCCUUGAAGAAAAGCUGAAGGGUCCAAUUGGCUUCUAUUAUGGUAGACUGCUUUCAAACAAAAUCUUGGCAGCUGCUUGUACUAAUCAAUCUAAUAGCAUUUGUUUAUAGCUGUUAAGCACACAUAUUGAACUAUAUUGGAGCAUAUAAUCAAGAUAUUGGUUCCUUUGGUGCUGGGAAUCAGAACUUUAAAGGCUUCCUGUUUAUGAUGGAAGAUCCAGACAAAGUAACACUGAGCAGUUAAGCAGAGAUUUCAUGCUUCAGAUAGAGAAGGCUUUGGUGGAUAGCCACUCAACUUCCUCACAGUUAAUAAUGAGAUGGACCGUAUAUAGCAGCCCAUAAAUCCACUUCCCUGAAACACUGGCUUGCAUCUAAUUCGUCAGGAUUAAAGUAACAGCUUUAUUGUCUGGGUGGCUACAUGGCAAUGGGCUUUUCCUCCACCACCACCAACUCAGAUGUGCUGAGCAUUGUCAGUUUCCAUGGACCCUAACGGAAACUGCAGGAGCUUGGCACCUGUGAAAGUCUGCUCAUUCAUGAGCAACUUUGCUUUGUUUCAGAAAAGCUUAAUAGGACAGCAGCAGUGAUGAAGAUGAUCUAGUCUGACUUUGAAUUUUCAAAGCUGGCUGAAAACUUGGUCCUAAACAGACACUUCCUUCUGAAUCAUGGUAAAUCACUUAAGCACAUGCUGUGGUGAACCAGGGCCUGAUACUAGAUCUAUGUAGAUCUAUUGGAGCUAUACAGGUGCUACCGUUUCAUUGACUUUUUUCCAAGUAAGAUACUACGUUAGGGUGGCAGAAUUGGGUCCAUAGUGACGAAUGUAUGUUCAGCUUAAACUAAAACAUUCGCAGAGACCUUGAGCCGAUUGUCAAAUGUGACUUGUGAUUUCUUUGUUUUGGUUUUUGGGGCAGUGCCCAACUUGAGAAACAUAAGAGGCCUGAUUCUGAGGGAAAGUGGAUAUUUGCCACUUUAAAAUCUCAAGUGGGGUUCCCAAAAUCACUAUUGAAAAUUUAGACCAUAGACAUUUUAUUAUAAUUUUUUUUUUUUUAAAAAAAGGUUCUGAAAGCCAGUGUGUCAGUGAGCUGCUAGAGGUGUAUGUGCCUGAGAGCUGGGGAUUAGAAUUAUUAUGGGAAGAGCAGUAGCAUUGUCUAGUUUUGUUUUGUUUUGUUUUUUGGGAAGACGCCAUUUCCUUUGUUGUGGGGUGUAUUCUAACCAGUGCCUAGCAGGAUCUAGUUUCCAAAACCAUGGCACAGAACGGUCAGCUUUUUGUUGGGUCUUCACUUCUAGCACCACCUAGCAAAGUUCAACAAGGAAGCAAAAAGGAAAUUUGACCAAUAUGUUUCUCAAGCAUGUGUCUGGUUUUCCCUUCUUCUUCUCUCUCUUCCCCCCUGCCCCCCCC